CGUCAUUGAUUGCUCGUGGCUACCUCGAGCCGUGGUCUCCCUGACACGGUGCAGCGGAGGACAAUCAUCUAGAUUUCAAUUCCAUGCACCAAUUGGGUGGAAGACUCCUCGGUGCUCACAAGCCUUAACCUUGGGAGGGAAAGGUUGUGGAUCGAAUCAUCACCACUGCCUAUCAACAUCCAUGGGUCAAUGACGUCGAUGUCGAUGGUGAGGCAUUGGAGGGGUGCUUGCAGAUCGAACUGGUGGUUGCUGGUACAAAAUACAUCCGAAUACCCUCUUAUUGUCCGUGUCUUGAGUCACCAGCACUCACCUGUGUACGGAGUCAGCUCACCAUAUGAUCAAUUCAUAACCUGAGAACAUCCUGAGAGCAAGCAAUCCAGGCCGUUUUCGGUAUAUCUAGCAAGAAUGUCUGAUCAAGACAAGUCCGCGCUCGACGCCAACAAAGGCUCCGUCGGCUCUCAGUUUAAGCCGGAAGGAUCUAUUGGACAACUGGGAGAAAAGGCCGGUGGUCCGCUGAGCAGCGAAGGUGCAGUGGGAAAGAAUUUCACGCCCGAGGGAUCAAUUGGUGGCACUGUACAAUCAGCCGCCGAACAAAUGCAGGGAGACAAGAAACCGGUCUUUGAUAAGGACGGCGCAGUUGGCAAACAAUUCACAUCUGAGGGAGCCAUCGGCAGCGUCGGCGAGGCGGUCGGCGGCCCCUUCUCAUCCAAGGGAGCUAUCGGGAAACAGUUCACAGAACAAGGGGCAGUGGGAGGCGCGAUCCAGGAGAACUUGGGUAGUGGGAAGAAGUAAAGACUAUUGGAUGUGCACACAGCAUUUCAAUCGUGGUGGGAGAUGAUGAUCGGGUCAAGUAUGGCGCGACACAGCCAUGACCCUCUUAGGGUUACUGUACCUCAGACUGAGCCAUCCAGCAUGUCUGGACGGUGCAUCAGUCCGAUAGCCUCUUCACAAUGAAUUUCAAUGUCC
Molecule: messenger RNA, 966 nt
Organism: Cladophialophora immunda
Lineage: Eukaryota; Fungi; Ascomycota; Eurotiomycetes; Chaetothyriales; Herpotrichiellaceae
Exons: 9
Coding region: 406-792 (128 amino acids)
Source: RefSeq, a predicted model, not a curated record